Messenger RNA from Suillus subaureus, 1539 nucleotides. RefSeq names its product ergosterol biosynthesis ERG4/ERG24. Gene Ontology annotation, biological process: ergosterol biosynthetic process. The transcript is spliced from 10 exons. Gene Ontology annotation, molecular function: Delta24(24-1) sterol reductase activity. Lineage: Eukaryota; Fungi; Basidiomycota; Agaricomycetes; Boletales; Suillaceae. Bases 39 to 1472 code for a protein of 477 amino acids. Gene Ontology annotation, cellular component: endoplasmic reticulum membrane. The record is from RefSeq and is a predicted model, not a curated record.
CUCGUUCCACUUUGGUAUACAGGUUGAUACUUUGCAAAAUGGUUCAGUCUCACGGGGGUACAGGGAACGAGUUGAGACAGCGCAAUGUUGACGCGUCUGCAAAGCCACUGACAACCACAGAUGAGGGCCGCAAAGUGGACCAAUUACUCGACGAGCAUCAGACGUAUGAAUUUGGUGGACCUGCAGGAGUGACUGCAAUGAUGGUCGGCUUCCCCAUGCUCAUGUAUUAUCUCUGGAUCUGCUUGUGGUUUUAUGACGGUAAACUUGUGUACCCCGCAUCAUCCGAGGACAUUGUUCCGUUCCUUGGGAGGAUGUGGGCACAUAUUCGCGACGACGCAAGCCCCAAUGCAUACGCUUGGAAAGUCUAUACCGGUCUUGUGGUUUAUCAGCUCUUCCUAGCAUUAGUCAUGCCAGGGUACAAACAAGAAGGUCUUCCUGUACCUUCUCUUGGGUACAAGACCCUCAUGUAUAACUGCAAUGCGCUCUACUCUCUCUACGCAACCAUGCUAACUGCUGCUGCUCUGCACUACUACCAUAUUUUCCGUCUCACCGAAAUUAUCGACAAUUAUGGCCACAUCAUGUCCGUCGCCAUGAUCUACGGUUUCGCUGUGUCCUUCGGCAUGUAUUUCAUUACAGUUGCAGCCGGGAACGAGAUCCGCAUGUCUGGGAACUUGAUCUAUGACGUCUUCAUGGGUGCUUGUUUGAACCCCCGUAUCGGCUCUGUUGAUCUGAAGAUGUGGGCCGAGGUCCGGAUUCCUUGGGUAAUCGUUUUCUUCUUGGCCGUGUCCGGAGGUUGCCACCAGUAUGAACAGUAUGGUUAUGUCACCCCCAACAUGGCAUUCAUGAUCCUUGCAACAUGGCUCUACCUUAAUGCAUGCGCGAAGGGCGAAGAGUGUAUCCCCCAAACGUGGGAUAUGUAUCACGAGAAAUGGGGCUUCAUGGUCAUCUUCUGGAACUUUGCUGGCGUUCCCUUCACAUAUGUAUACUCUGUGGUAUACAUGGCAUCGCACCAUCCCUCUAACUAUCAAUUCUCUACACCUACAUACGUCAUUCUUUUCGUCAUUCUACUGACAGCAUACUGCAUUUGGGAUACCUCAAUGUCACAAAAGAGUCGCUUCAAAAUGCAAACACAGGGCAUCACAACUUUCCGCAACACAUUCCCGCAACUUCCGGGGGGGACCCUCAAGAAUCCCGAGUUUAUCCAGACAGCGCAUGGAAACCGCCUUCUCAUCAGUGGCUGGUGGAGAUACUCUCGCAAACCUAACUAUGUUGCUGACUGGACCAUGAGCUUCUGCUGGGGUGCUGUUAUUGGAAGUGCAACCAUCAUCCCUUACUUCUACUCCGUUUUCUUCAUCACAGUACUCAUCCAUCGCUGCGGACGUGACUUUGAACGUUGCUCAAUCAAGUACGGUAAAGACUGGGAGCAUUAUUGUUCCGUUGUUAAAUACAAAUUUAUACCCGGGAUCUACUAAUCUAGCAAGCUUUCGUCCAUUGAUACCUGUUUCUAAUUUAAUACCUUGGAUACCACGAAUAUUUUUG